Molecule: messenger RNA, 1266 nt
Organism: Prunus armeniaca (apricot)
Lineage: Eukaryota; Viridiplantae; Streptophyta; Magnoliopsida; Rosales; Rosaceae
Source: the annotation of a GenBank genome assembly
AUGGGAAGAUCUCAGACGUUGCAUGUUGCAGAUUUGGAUAGAUUGGAGGUUGACAUUGUGGUCAUUUUAUGCAAACUUGAGAAAAUAUUUCCACCUGCCUUUUUUGAUGUCAUGGUGCAUUUGGCCCUUCAUUUACCACGUGAGGCCAAACUUGGGGGACCUGUAGGAUAUCGUUGGAUGUACCCGAUAGAGAGGAUGCUAGGGAAGUUAAAGGGCUAUGUACGUAAUAGAGCUAGACCCGAAGGUUCAAUUGUUGAGGGAUACAUUGCAAAUGAAGCGUUAACUUUUUGUUCAAUGUAUUUUCGUAAUGUGGAGACUGUUUUCUCUCGUCCUGAACGAAAUGAUUAUGGUGGCGAAGCCAAUGCUAAGCUCUCGAGACAUAGGCAGUCGUUUCCCCAAUGGUUCAAGCAUCAUGUCAAAGCAUUGUAUAGUGAGGAAUCAACAUUGGUGACUAAAGAAGUGUGUGCAUUAUCAUAUGGUCCUGAUGAAAGAGUUUGUACGUAUACAGGAUGUGUUGUGAACGGAAUUCGAUGGCAUGUCCAAGAUAUAGAAGAAACUCGUACAACUCAAAAUAGUGGGGUCAUGUGUGAGUGGUACAAUACAAGUACAGAUGUGAAGCGAAAGAAAAAGAUUGUUAGGCUUGUUCAUGAUUACCAUCUCACACAUGUGUGGGAUGUUCCUGAGAAUGAGGUGGCUCACGAGGCAGAAACACUCUACGACGAUGGUGUGGACCAAACUGCACAUAUUAGUGUUAGACAUGCACCAGAAGAUAAUGAUCUACUCAGUCCAUCACUUCGUAGAGAGUAUGUUGAACCUGAAAUAGUUGUCGAAGAUAUUAAUUUUGAACAUGUCUCAAAUGAUAUGGAGGAUGAAGAUUUUAUUGAUGAUGAUGAUAUUGAAGAAAUACCUUCGGGUGAUGAUGAAGGCAGUAUGAAUAAUUCCUUUAUCUCAAGCACGUUUGUGACGAGAAUCAAUGUCAUUAUAGCUAAAUGUAGAAUGACACUUACGAGGGCUGCUACCUUAAGCAACAAUAACAAUAAGAAGAAAACUUCAACUCUACUACCACCACAGCCACUUGAGCAACCAUGUCAGCUGCCACAACAGCAAUCAACUCAGCCACAACAAGGUACUUCAUCAGCCUCAGGAGGGGGUUCCCACCAACAGGAUGAGGGAACGCAUACUCAAACUUCUUCACAGAGGAAGAACACUCGUGGCCGAACUGUGGGGGCUGGCACUUGUGAUGUUGUGAAAAAAGGAAGAGUUUGA